Messenger RNA from Trichomonas vaginalis G3, 657 nucleotides. Its product is annotated as MULE transposase domain-containing protein. The record is from RefSeq and is a predicted model, not a curated record. Lineage: Eukaryota; Parabasalia; Trichomonadida; Trichomonadidae. The coding region runs from base 1 to 657 and encodes 218 amino acids. The transcript has a single exon.
AUGGACUGCGCACCUCAAAUCACAAAUGCUGUUGAAACAGCCAUCCCCUUAUGCCAGAUCAUUUGGUGUGGCGUUCAUGUGUUGCGCGCUGUCAUGAGAAAGGCUGAAAAGUUUCAAGAUCGUUCCAACUUCGAAACUUUCUAUAACUUAAUGAAGUUAUUGGUCUUUGGUUCUGAAGAGGAAGAAAUUGAUCCUGAUGAAGUUUACAACAAUUUAGAAGAAAUUUUAAAUGAGGAACCUGCUGCCCGUGAAUACUUUGACCAACAGUGGCGCCAUCAUCUUGACAGGUGGAUGCUUCGCUAUAGAAAUGAAGGAGAUGGAACAAACAACAUCUCGGAAUCACAUUUCAAGGUUUUGAAGCACCAGUACUUCCAAGAAAGGCGAAAUCUUCGACUCGAUGAACUUGUCAUCGAGUUAUAUUCCAGUGUUGUUCCUUCAUUCCUGAUUAAGUUGCAAAUUAAAGGUCUGGAUUCAGAGAGAAGUGUUAAAGUUAUCAAAAAAGUCACAAGAGAUUUCGAAGAAAUGACACAAUUUAAAAAAGUCGAAUGCAUCAGUAUGCUUGAAGCUGUUCAGAAAGGUCUGAAAAAUGAUACACUUGAUCCCAACAUUGUUUACUCAACAUUAAAAAUAUUAUUGCAAAGAAAACAUUUGAUUUAA